GCCGUGCAAUUCUCAGGGGAACCAACCCUAAUACCCAAGGGCGGCUGGAAGGCGUGUCCUCAGGACCACAGUUCUCAUUGGUUUCACUGCUCGCUUUGGGGCGCGCUGGUGCAGCCGCUGCUGUUGCUCAUUGGCCCAUCGAUUCCAUGGGGUGGAACUUGGCUGGGCCUAAACUCAAUCCGCGGUCUGGGACUGGGUUCAGGGCAAAGCUGCCAUGCGUUCCGGGGGCCGCGGGCGGCCCCGCCUGCGGCUCGGGGAACGUGGCCUCAUGGAGCCACCUUCGCUGCCGAAGCGCCGCCUGCUACCGCGGGUUCGGCUCUUGCCCCUGUUGAUGGCGCUGGCCGUGGGCUCGGCCUUCUAUACCAUUUGGAGCGGCUGGCACCGCAGGACUGAGGAGCUGCCGCUGGGCCGGGAGCUGCGGGUCCCGUUGGUUGGAAGCCUCCCCGAAGCCCGGCUGCGGAGGGUGGUGGGACAACUGGACCCGCAGCGUCUCUGGGGCACUUAUCUGCGCCCUCUGCUGGUUGUGCGAACCCCAGGCAGCCCGGGAAAUCUGCAAGUCAGAAAGUUCCUGGAGGCCACACUGCGGUCCCUGACAGCAGGCUGGCAUGUGGAGCUGGAUCCCUUCAUGGCCUCGACGCCCCUGGGGCCACUGGACUUUGGCAAUGUGGUGGCCACGCUGGACCCGGGGGCUGCCCGUCACCUCACCCUCGCCUGCCAUUACGACUCGAAGCUCUUCCCACCUGGGUUGACUCCCUUUGUGGGGGCCACAGAUUCGGCUGUGCCCUGUGCCCUGAUGCUGGAGCUGGCCCAGGCACUUGACCUGGAGCUGAGUAGGGCCAAAGAACAGGCAGCCCCGGUGACCCUGCAGCUGCUCUUCUUGGACGGUGAAGAAGCACUGAAGGAGUGGGGACCCAAGGACUCCCUUUAUGGCUCCCGACACCUGGCACAGCUCAUGGAGUCUAUACCUCACAGUCCCGGCCCCACCAGGAUCCAGGCUAUUGAGCUCUUUAUGCUUCUUGAUCUCCUGGGAGCCCCGAAUCCCACAUUCUACAGCCACUUCCCUCGCACACUCCGCUGGUUCCAUCGGCUGAGGAGUAUUGAGAAGCGUCUGCAUCGUUUGAACCUGCUGCAGUCUCAUCCCCAGGAAGUGAUGUACUUCCAACCUGGGGAGCCCAUUGGCUCUGUGGAAGACGACCACAUCCCCUUCCUCCGAAGAGGGGUCCCCGUGCUCCAUCUUAUCUCCACGCCCUUCCCUGCUGUCUGGCACACCCCUGCAGACACCGAGGCCAAUCUCCACCCGCCCACGGUACACAACUUGAGCCGAAUUCUCGCCGUGUUCCUGGCCGAAUACCUGGGGCUCUAGUGAGCUGGCCCAAUGCCUGUGGAGAGGACUGUGAGAGAGAAGGUCCUGGUGCGGGACCAGUGGCUCUCAGGCAGGACCUGCCUAGGGGAUGCUUGCUUGUCCUUUUCACACCUUUGUUUCCAAAUUGUGCUACAAUUGGAAGACCUUCUUUCUUUUGAUUGUCUCAAGCUGCCACCCUUCAAGGACAGGGAAGAGACCAUUGUAGGGUGACAGCCAGAGGAAUAAGAACUUGGCCCUCCCCAGAGGUAAAUACUUGGUCUGAAGGUUUACAGGGGCCAAAUGCUGUUGUUCUAGUCUGUGAACUAAAAAAGUAAAAGACUUCAGGGCGCGCUAGCUCACACCCAUAAUCCCAGCACUUUGGGAGGCCGAGGCAGGUGGAUCACGAGGUCAAGAGAUCGAGACCAUCCUGGUCAACAUGGUGAAACCCUGUCUCUACUAAAAUACAAAAAUUAGCUGGGUGUGGUGGCGGGUGCCUGUAGUCCCAGCUACUCCGGAGGCUGGGGCAGGAGAACUGCUUGAACCUCGGAGGCAGAGGUUGCAGUAAGCUGAGAUCGCACCACUGCACUCCAGCUUAGUGCCUGGCAACAGAGCAAGACUCUGUCUCAAAAAAUAAAAAUAAAAUAAUUGAG
Callithrix jacchus (white-tufted-ear marmoset) is the source of this 1992-nucleotide messenger RNA. It is a transcript of the gene QPCTL, whose product is annotated as glutaminyl-peptide cyclotransferase like. Lineage: Eukaryota; Metazoa; Chordata; Mammalia; Primates; Cebidae. The record is from RefSeq and is a predicted model, not a curated record. Gene Ontology annotation, molecular function: zinc ion binding; glutaminyl-peptide cyclotransferase activity.